UGCGAAAUGAACUUCGUUCGACUAGCGUUGUUUUUUCCGCUGUUUCACCUGAUAAAUGGCAACGCAACAAAGUCUCUGUGGGAUGAGGAUGAGGAGGAGCAAGCUCAGAGCCCCAUCCUGCGCAUCCACCACAUCAACAUCUUCGGGGACUCCCGCUAUAUGAAGGCGUGGUCCCACGUCGACGACAGUCGCACCCAAUUCGGCAUCACGGCCUCCCUUCGCGAGCAGCUAGGCAGCAACUUCCUGACCUUCAACAUAAAGCUGCGAGUGAGGGCCUCGGGAAGGGAGGUCUUCGUGACCCUGCUCCAAAUGCGGGACCUGGAUCUGUGCGGGUUCUUCACCGAGUUCUCGAAGAACCCCAUGAUGAAGUACUUCCUGCACUCGGAGAUGCAGCUGAGCGAGAUCAUCGCCUGUCCCGUGCGCGUGGGAAACUACACGCUGAAGAAUGUCAGCGCCAAGGACAUCUAUCCGCAGGUCCUGCAGAACGGAACCUACAAAUUCUUCGUGGAGGUCAUCGAGGCCACGGCCGAGAAAGUCUUUGCCCUCCAGGUGACCACCGACAUCCGAGUCCCAAGUGCCCCCGAAUAAACAUUGCCAACAAAGGAUGUGUAAUUACAGGAUGUGUGUGUGUGUGUGCUUAACCCCCGUCUGCAUUGUAAGCGGAUUGCUGU
Molecule: messenger RNA, 671 nt
Organism: Drosophila biarmipes
Lineage: Eukaryota; Metazoa; Arthropoda; Insecta; Diptera; Drosophilidae
Exons: 2
Coding region: 7-588 (193 amino acids)
Source: RefSeq, a predicted model, not a curated record